This is a messenger RNA of Nezara viridula (southern green stink bug), 294 nucleotides long. Lineage: Eukaryota; Metazoa; Arthropoda; Insecta; Hemiptera; Pentatomidae. The record is from the annotation of a GenBank genome assembly.
AUGGUAAAGUUUUCAAGCACUACACGUUCCUGUCGGGUAAAUUUAAUCACGGAUAUUGGCAACACUAGGUUGACAUCAGCCUCCUGCCAGGCCAUCUUGCCCAAGAUCAGGGACCCCAAACAGCUGGUUCCCUACCCUUGUACUAAAUGUCAGGUUCCGCUGAACCCAUUGAAAAGGAAGAUGGUUAAACUGUUGUUGUGGUGGGCGGGACAUGUGGUGCUCAUGAGCGAAGAAGAGGAAGCUUUUGAUGGAGUCUCUCUAUGGAACAAGAAGACGAGAAAGACCGAAGCAUAG